AUGUUCCUUAUUUCUCGUACUUUCGAUCAAAAGUUAACACAAACAAUGAUUUACCUUCCUUUCAUCUAUUUCGGUACAACAUUCUUUCUUUCAUCGAUCAACUUUCUCGUGCACUAUCCUUGCGAUAUCCCAGACCAGCUUGGUUCCCUUGCUUUCGACUUAGAAUAUUUGAAUACUUUUAUUAGUUUCAUUUAUUUUUGUCUUUUUUGUUAUUAUAUGAUUGUCAACAUCCAACAUUUUGCAGGAGACCCAGGUAUUAGGUUAUCCACAUAUAGAACUAUUGUUUUGUUUGUUUCCAUCGGAAUUUCUAUUUUUUCUGUUCUUCAGGCCGAGAAUUCAGUCAGAGAGUCUUUGUUUUCAGGUAUUUUCCAGUUCGGACUUGUGAACACUCUUUCCAUUGUGAUGGAGUACAUGCAUUCAAACAAAGAGGUGUUUCUUAAGGACAUUUACGAAGAACCAAUGAAUCUUGGAGAAUUUUCUGAUAAUGCAAUUGGUGAGGCCAUCUCUUCUGACUUCUCAGAUGAAGUAUCUUAUUCAUCUGAACAAUAUGAAUAG
Messenger RNA from Trichomonas vaginalis G3, 555 nucleotides. RefSeq lists its product as uncharacterized. The transcript has a single exon. The record is from RefSeq and is a predicted model, not a curated record. Bases 1 to 555 code for a protein of 184 amino acids. NCBI's taxonomy places the organism in Eukaryota, Parabasalia, Trichomonadida, Trichomonadidae.